AUGAACGCCAAAGAAGGAAAUAUGGAGGUACUAGGUGUUACAGGAAAAUUUGGAUUGGGUACAAGGAAUGAAAGAGGCGCCGACGUUGGAUCGGAUCACAACUCAGUCAUCGCUACAAUAUCAUGCACCCUUAAGAAAGUUAAGAAGAAAGACAAUUAUAACAGACCAGACAUAACAAAACUCGCAGACUUAAACACCAAAGCCAAAGUGGCGAUGGAAAUGAAUAAAUGGGCAGUAGAGGCACAAUCACGGGCAAGUAAUUCACCGGAAACAACAUGGAACUCAUUGAAAUCUAAAGUUCUAGAUAUUAAUAAGGUAUUUUUAAAGCGUGACUGGGUCCCUAAACAAGUUUGGAUGACAGAAAAAAUCUACAGACUCAUGGAAGAACGACGACUUUACAAACAUACGACCGCUAAACAAUAUCAGGAACUACACAAAAUAGUACGUAGAGAAGCUCGUUUUGCUCGUGAUUCUUGGUACCGGCGUAAAUGCGAAUGUCUCGAAAACCUGUAUAAUAAGCACGAUGCAUUUAACUUACACAAAGAAAUCAAAACACUCACAGGUCAGAAAUUACCCUCAAGUCAAUUGGUGGACGAAAACCUAGUCCCAAUUCUAGACAUAUCAAAGAAGAAACAUCGCUGGGAACAAUAUAUUGCAUCUUUGUUUUCUGACAAUGACCGUAGUGAAGAAUUGCCGUACGUAACCACUGAGGGAUACUCUAUUUUACCAGACGAGGUAAUGAAAACUUUGCGUAAAGCCAAACAUGGAAAAUCGCCGGGACCUGACAAUAUCAAUAUUGACAUAUUGAAGUUAAUCGAGGAACAGAACAUCGAAGUUCUCGUUAACUUUAUGAAUUCUGUAUACGAUUCCGGUGAGCUGCCUCAAGAUUCGUUGAAGUCAACGUUCGUCACUCUACCAAAGAAAACGAACGCCAAGAAAUGCGAGGACUUCAGAACAAUAAGUCUCAUGAGCCACGUGCUAAAGUUAUUCCUCAGUAUUGUUAAUGAACGGAUAAGAACCAAGUGCGACGAACAACUUGCAGAUAGCCAGUUUGGUUUUCGAGCAGGCGUGGGUACCAGAGAGGCCCUCUUUGCAAUACAGGUUCUAGUACAGAAGUGCAGAGACAUGCAACAAGAUGUUUUUCUAUGCUUCAUCGAUUACGAAAAAGCUUUUGACAAAGUGCUGCAUGACCGCCUUAUUGAACUUUUAUAUGACAUUGGGCUAGACGAGGCACUGCAUGAUUUGGACUGUGGAGUUAAAAUUAAUGGACGCAACAUUAACAAUCUGAGAUACGCUGACGAUACAGUUCUCAUAGCAUCCUCUCAUCAAGAUCUACAAAAAAUAGUCGAUCGGGUAAAUCAAUGCAGCGAAAAAGCAGGGCUUAAAAUGAACGUCGCGAAAACAAAACUCAUGAUUAUAUCUAGAAAAGAAGUGACUGACGCUUGCAUGUAUGUGGCGGGCCAAAAACUGGAGAGGGUGCGCAAAUACAAAUAUUUGGGUACGUGGUUAAAUGAAGCUUGGGACAGCGAUCAGGAAGUUAAGACCCGUAUCGAAAUAGCACGCAAUGCAUUUGAAAAAAUGCGAAAAAUUUUCUGCUCUCGCAGCCUUAAAAUAUCUUUGCGCAUUCGACUCCUGAAGUGUUACAUCUGGCCCAUCCUCCUCUACGGAUGCGAGGCUUGGACGAUAAAAGAAGACUGCAGGAAACGUAUUGAAGCGUUCGAGAUGUGGGCCUAUCGGCGGAUGUUGGCCAUAAGCUGGACUCACAAAGUAUCAAACGGAGAGGUUCUGCGACGGGUCAAUCACAAACGGGAACUUUUGCAGACCGUCAAGAUGAGAAAAGUAUCUUACCUCGGCCACGUGCUCAGGCACGACAGAUACAAUCUGAUUCAACUCAUCUUGAUGGGAAAAGUUCCCGCAGAUAUUGAUGAUGUUGCCACAGAAAUUGUUUUGGCUGAAUAUGCUGAAAAAAUUUUACUUAUUGUAUCUCAAUAUCAAAAAAUAGGAAGUAUGCUAAUGAUACAAAAAGACCAAGUCCACAGUCCUCUAGGUACAGACGAUGUUUAUACAACAAAAGUUAUUUUUGGUGCCACAGGGGAAGAUCAACAAGUAGCCGCAAGAUACUUAGCUGAGGCCAUCAAAAUCACAAAACCACUCUGUAUAUUUAUAAAUCUAAAAUCUUAUGACAUUGAAACUGUAAAAGCUUGCAAAGAUAUCAUUUUAGAUUUAAAGAAAGAAGAGAAAUAG
Messenger RNA from Papilio xuthus (Asian swallowtail), 2244 nucleotides. Its product is annotated as RNA-directed DNA polymerase from mobile element jockey-like. The transcript is spliced from 4 exons. The record is from RefSeq and is a predicted model, not a curated record. Bases 1 to 2244 code for a protein of 747 amino acids. Lineage: Eukaryota; Metazoa; Arthropoda; Insecta; Lepidoptera; Papilionidae. Gene Ontology annotation, biological process: proteasome assembly.